Messenger RNA from Emiliania huxleyi CCMP1516, 537 nucleotides. RefSeq lists its product as hypothetical. Gene Ontology annotation, biological process: modification-dependent protein catabolic process; protein ubiquitination. The transcript is spliced from 2 exons. Gene Ontology annotation, molecular function: protein tag activity; ubiquitin protein ligase binding. NCBI's taxonomy places the organism in Eukaryota, Haptophyta, Isochrysidales, Noelaerhabdaceae. The coding region runs from base 1 to 537 and encodes 178 amino acids. The record is from RefSeq and is a predicted model, not a curated record. Gene Ontology annotation, cellular component: nucleus; cytoplasm.
AUGGACGCGCCCACAGCCCUCGCGCGCCUCGGCUCCAUCGACUUCACCGCCCUCGCGCGCGACGCCGGCGCAUCAGCGGCGCUUCUCGAGGACUACAAGAAGUUUCUCGCGCUCAAGGCGGCCACCUCUGACUUUGACGCCGUGCUCCUGUCUCCCUCACCACGCGUCGACGAGGUGUGGCACGCGCACAUUCUCGACACCCGCGCCUACACGGCGGCCUGCGAGGCGAUGCUCGGCGCCGGCGGGUUCAUCCACCACGACCCGCACGGCGGUGACGAUGCCGCCGCCCGUGACGCUCGCCUUCGCCGCACCAUCUUCGUCAAGGAUCUGACCGGCAAGACAAUCACGCUCGAGGUCGAGCCGUCCGACUCGGUCGACAACGUCAAGGCGAAGAUCCAGGACAUGGAGGGCGUCCCACCCGACCAGCAGCGCCUGGUCUUCGGCGGGGCGCAGCUCGAGGAUGGCCGCACGCUCUCCGACUACAACAUCCAGCGCGAGUCGAUGCUGCACCUCAUUCCGCGCCUCACCGGGUGCUAG